CGUGACGUCGGACAGGAUCAUGGCGCUAUGGAUGAGCGGUGUUUGGUGAUAUGUCAGAGCUACUGAUUAAUUUAAUUUGCCCGUAGUUUGGGGGCUUUUAACAACAUGACUGUACAUAUAUCACAGAUGAUACGUCGCGAUAGGUAAUUACGUGUUCUCGUCUCUAUGGACAACGGAACACUACAUUCGGUAGCAGUGUUUGCUGUCGUCAGCUGAAAGUGUUAGCAUCAACAUGCUAGCUGAGGCUAGUUAGCUGGUUAGCAGCGGGUAACCAAAACAGACAUAAAUUAUGCGUCUUGCUGAAGUCUACAUUGACGUUAAUCUCACUGUAACAAAUGAUCCUAAACUAAAUUUAGAAUCAAACCGGCCGUUUUUUGUUUAGGACGAGCGAUUCCGGUUAGCCAACAUUUCGUUAGCUAAGCUAGGAGGAUGAAGAGCAGCCGCCAUGGAUGUGUUUUGGUGCUGGUCACUGGGAUUUUCAUGUUGGCGUUUUGUUUCUCUGAAGGUGCCCCUCUUCGGCAUCAUCACAAAGCAGAUCGAAGUGUAGGCGACAAUCUGUCUGCCUCUCUCUACCUGUCCUUAGUGGUGUCUCUGACAGCACUUGUGGUCUUGGUGGUGUUGAUGGUGAACUGUGUGACCUGCUGCAAGGAAAGGGAAAUCAACUUUAAGGAAUUUGAGGACCACUUUGACGAUGAGAUCGACUUUACCCCACCGGCGGAGGACACGCCUUCUAUGCAGUCUCCAGCUGAGGUGUACACCCUCGCUGUGUCCCCUGUGGCACUACCUGGACCUCCACAUCUCCAACCUCCUGCCCGUGUCACAGAGGGAUCCACAAGCUUCCAGGUUGCACGUCACAAUCUGAGUUACAUCCAGGAGAUUGGCAAUGGCUGGUUUGGCCAGGUCCUUCUGAGUGAAAUCUACACAGAUCCAGGUGGCGCCAGGGUUGUUGUUAAAGAGUUGAAAGCAAAUGCAAGUGCCAAGGAGCAGAAUGACUUCCUGCAGCAAGGGGACCCAUACAGAGUGCUGCAGCAUCCAAACAUCUUACAGUGCCUCGGACAGUGCGUUGAGGCCAUUCCCUUUCUGCUUGUCUUUGAGUACUGUGAAAUGGGGGAUUUGCGGGGCUAUCUGUCUCAGCAGGAUUGGAUGUUCAGAAAUGCUGAGUUGCUGCAACUACAGAGGAUGGCCUGUGAAAUUGCUGCUGGUGUCACCCACCUUCACAAACACAACUUCCUGCACAGUGAUUUAGCUCUGAGGAACUGCUUCCUGACUGCAGAUCUGACUGUCAAAGUGGGAGACUACGGAAUAGGACCUUACAGAUACAAAGAGGAUUACAUCAUCACUGAGGAUGACGAAUUUGCUCCCCUUCGCUGGUUGGCUCCUGAGCUGGUGGGCGAGCGCCAUGGGGGUGUGAUCACUUUAGAGCAGACCAAGCACAGCAAUGUGUGGGCCUUGGGGGUGACAUUGUGGGAGCUCUUUGAGAAUGCUGCACAGCCAUACCCACAUCUGUCUGACCGUGAAGUCCUCAACCAUGUGAUCAAGGAACACCAAGUCAAACUCUUUAAGCCACAGCUGGAGCUGCCUUAUUCUGAGAGAUGGUAUGAGGUCCUCCAAUUCUGCUGGCUCUCUCCGGACAAGCGGGCUACAGCAGAAGAAGUGCACCGCUUGCUUAUCUACUUGCGCAUGCAAGGUCAAAAGGAUAUAGAAGAAGAUUUUGAGCAACGCUGGGAUGCUCUCAAACCAAACCCCGCCACACGGCUGACCACUGUUAGCCAUUCCUCUUUUCCUAUCUUGGAACAGUUUGCUGAUGAUGCUUUGCGGCAAGAGAUCGACGAAGUUCUCACUGUCACUGAAACCAGCAAAGGUCUCAGCUUUGAGUACGUUUGGGAGGCAGCUAAACAUGACCACUAUGAAGGCAACCACGCCCGUUCAAGCAUAGACACAACGCUGAACUAUCAAAGCAUGUUCUUUCCUGUCUCCAGUGAAGACAUUCAGGCCCAUUUCCCCGAUCCAGCAGCCAGAGCAGUGGCUACAGGGGGUGGUAACAUUGAGUCAGGAAUAUCUGGGAUUCUACCAGUGUUUGAUGCACAAAACUCAAGCAAUGGAAAUGAAUAUUACAUACAACUAGAAGAACAAGGGGAAAGUACAGUUGGAGAACAUGGGAAUAUGGGGCAAGACAUGGACUUUAGUUCAGGCCAGGCAGAUUUUGUUGUUCUUCAAGAUGUCCGCCUGGAUGAGUCCAGCACUGAUGCCGACUUUUUCCACCAAAGCAUUGACUCCAAGGAUUCUUAUUUACCAGACAGUCACAUCUGGUCAUCUCUUGAAAAUGACAGCCCAUACCACACCAACAUUUUUACAGAGGGAGGGUCAAGGCUUGAGGAGUCGCCUUCCUGGAGACAGAAUUUCAUGGAGCUUCCGGAGCGUAAUGGGAACCCUUUCCAUGAACACGUACCUUUGGAAGUUCAGGAGGCAGGUCAAGAUAAACACUAUGGGAAUUCUUUUUUAGUGGAUUGUUCAGAAGUCUCUCACCAGGCAGAUCCUGUGAAAGUGGAGGGGGAGAACACAGACGUAAUGAGGCUUCUGAACACUGAAAAACCAGCGGAAAACUUUAUGUUUUUCAGAGACCAGAAUCUAACGAAAGAUGGAUCAAUUUUCUCACAGCCACAGCAGAAUUUUCUUUCACCGGGUUUAGCCCAUGAACCAGAACAAACAUUCAAAAUGAGUUCUUGGGACAACCUCCAGAAUUUAGGCAGCUUAAACACAGUAGACACUUAUUUAAAACCCCCAGUAAGUAGCACAUUCCCAAGACAAGAUCCUUUAGACUCCCCAAGUACCAGCUUGGGGGAGUUCAGUCAGUCUCUGGUAGAAAAUGAAACACUGGUGCCUUCCAUUACAGUGGUCACGGAAGAUAACAUAAGCAAACAAAUGCUAGUUCAAAAUAGUUCUUCCACUGAAGACCUUGCUCUUCUGCAACCCUCAGACAGAGGUAUAGACUCUGGUUUUGAUUCUACCUCAGAGAGGUUUAAUCUUGAUAUUAGUCAAUCCGAUGAUCACACCCCUGUAUUCUCUGAAAGUGCCACCAUAGACUCAUUGUGCACAGAUGCCAAAAUUCCCAGCCUUGAAGAAGAUGACCUUGGAACCUUAAACGAUAGUUCACAGCUCGUAGAAAGUGUAACACCUGAAAACCUUCAAGACCACGCCUUGUUCUCACACAGUGAAGACCUAACAAGCCACGAUCUGUUGAGUGAGCUACUUGAGGAUGCAGAUGUUGAACUGGAAACCACUCUGUCUGACCAUGAAGAAUCCUUCAUAGAUACUCAUGGGGAACCCCUUGUGAGGUCUUCUCUGUUGGUCUCUGGGCCAUCUUUGGACCAGAUCAGCCAGGACAGUUUGCUCGAAGACAGCAUGUCCACAACUCUACCAACUGUAGACAAUUCAGCCGAAACCCCAGACUCUCUAGACUCCCUUGACAUCCACCGGCUUGGGGAACAGGGGGUCGAGCUGAACAGUCAUGUAGCACAACACAAACUCCAUCCUCCAUACAAAAUUGCAGACAGUGGAUACGAGACGGAGAACCUAGAGUCUCCUGAAUGGAAUUUUCAGCCUAAUGUUUCUGUCCCCUCCCCGGUAAAAAAUGGCAUGGAAGUUGCCAAAGAAGAAGAAGAAGAAAUGGAAGACAGCACUGCUGCAACAAGUCUAAUUCCACCUGAAAUCAUCAUUUCUGAAGUGCAAGGUGUGCUGGAUAUUCACAGUGAGAAUCACUGUGAGGACCAGCAGCCAGAUCCCAUAGCUCCUGCUGAGGAGCCGCUCACUGGGAGUAAUUACAGGGACUCUGCCUACUUUUCAGACAAUGAAUCAGAACCUGAAAAGAAGUCUGAAGAAAUUACUGGAGCGCCCGCUGAAGCAACAUGGCUGAGAGAGCUGACAGACGAGGUUAACGCGACCUCCGACGGUCUGGCACCAGAGGUUAAUGAGGAAAAAGAGGUAACGUCUUUAUUUUCUGUAGAUGAAACUCAAGUUGGGGGCUUGUCAUCAGAGGCCGUUUCAGACAUCACGGAGAAUUGUGAGAGGACAGCAACCAACAGCCAAAGUGAAGAUGAAAACAAGUUGGACUCUUUCAGGGACAAGACAUCUCCUGAUCAGCCAGCACCUUCAGAGGAUCCAGAGGCCUCAAGUUCACUUCCUUCUGAUACACCCUUAAAGCCUGAGAAUGCAGUUCACGCUAAACUGACCAGGACGUAUGCCAGUGAUGGUCAUAAAAUAAAAGAGCCGGACAUGGAGGGGCGUUACUUAGGGAAGCGGGACGGAUCGGGUUUAGAUGCACAGGAGGACGGUGUGGAUGCGGAUGAGGAGGACGAGAACAGCGACGACUCCGACGACGACAUUCGUGCAUAUCAGCUUCACAGCUCCAGCUCAGAUAGUGAGGACGACGUUGUGCACACAGUGCCGAUUGUUGUCUCAGAUGACAGUAGUGCAAAGAACCUGAAGAGCUUGCUGAAACCCACCACGCUGAACAUUGACGCGUCGUCCUCCCCAUUUCCUGAGAGGUUCAAUGCCGAUAACUCCAGAAGGGCUGUGUCCUUCUUUGACGACGUCACCGUCUACCUGUUUGACCAGGAGACUCCCACGAAGGAACUGGCUGACCACUCUUCAGGCUUAAACAGUCAGGUGCCAGAGUUGAGCAGCCCCGUGUCCAAUGCCAGCUACUUGAACCGCUUCACCAACUCUGAGAGCUCCACAGACGAAGAAGGUGGUGGUUUUGAGUGGGACGAUGACUUCUCCUCCCCGUCGCCUGCCUUCUUGCCCAAGAUGGAUAAAAACCCAGCAUCUAAGGCCGUGUCCUCAUCUGCAGCAGCUCACUUUUCCUCUCCACCCACUGUAGCAGGGCGUGUGCUGGAGCCCAGCUGGACCAGCUCCUCAAACUACUCCCGAUUUUCCAUCUCGCCCGCAAGCAUCGCUAGUUUCUCCCUAACACAUCUUACAGACUCUGACAUCGAGCAAGGGGGAAGCAGCGAAGAUGGUGAAAAAGACUAGGGUGAUUUAAAAAAAAAAAAAAAAAAGGAUAUUUACUGCCACACCACUGAGAAAUGAAGCUACACACUCGCAUGUUUGAGAAACGGAGAACGGCCGAAUAAGGACCGAGGCCACGCUCUGUGGGGGGCAAACCGUGGAGGCUUCCUUCACGCGGCGCUUUUCCUCAUGGAGUUGGCUGCGGGAACAGGUUGUGAACUAACUUUCAGCAAAUAAGACAAGACAAGGAAGGCUGACCUCAGCCUGAGUCACAUCACCUCCUCAGCUACAUCCGUGUGUGUGAUUUCAGUUUAGUGUGACGACUAAAAACGAACCUAGUCCCUAAAUGUUUGCUUUAAAGACUCAUCAAGCUCAUUCCAAGUGUUUGGCUGCUGCUUUUUUGUUGUAUGUCAAAUUGCACUCCUCCCUAGACAUUUUGCAUCAAUUCAAAAAAGAAGAAGAAGAAAAAAAGAAGAAAGAAACUAUUUAUGUUCUUCAUGGACACCCUUAGUUGGCGAACUUCAGCCAAGUAGGAAUAAGACCCAAAGGUGAAGAUGCAAGCCUUUUCUGCACCAUUGUUAAUUUAGCUCUGUCUGUAUGUUGUGCAAUUAUUUCAGUGGUUGCCUUUUUAUAAGUAGAGUAACUUCCUUUGUGUAACAUUUUGUUGGGUGUAGUCACGAUCUCCUAAAUGGAGAGAAAUCACACGGUAUCCUUCUGUAGCAUCGUUUGAAAAAGAAGAAUCCAUGAAUAGGACGUUUGUAAAGCUAAUAAUCUCAGAGGUGAUGCACUGUUUGAUAAUUUAUCUAUGUUUCAUAGGAGAAUUGUGGUUUCGUAUUUUUGAAACGUCUUGGGUGUUAUUUGAUAAGGAUUAUCGUAUUAAUCCUUAAGGGGGGGGUGGGGUUUGAGGAAAAGCCUAAACACGUAAUUUAUGUUAAUUUUAUGCUCUGAACUGAGCAGCAAGCUGCUCGGAUGGUUUUGUCUCAUCUCGUCGCAUAUCACGAUACUUGUCGAUGUUGUAAAGACGAAUUAACUAUCACUACAGAAAUUUCGAAUCACACGUUGAGCGAGAUUGUGUACAUAAAAAAAAAAGGAGUGUGAGAUUUUAUUUUUAAAUGUCAAGAAUCAAGAAAUGUAUUGAAAAUGUUUGUAAAAAAAAAAUAUAAUGAAAAAGAAAUAAUGUGCAAUGAAUCUUCGUUUUUUUUUCCAGAGAUCAUAGGAUGACUUGAGGCAAAUGAGGCGGCAUUUCUUAAGUAAUGUGCAGGGACUUAAAGCUUUGUUAAGAAAAAAUAAUACUACUAGAACAAAACACUGCUGCUUUUGUCAGUGACAUGAACAGAGUUGUCGGUCUUUGUUUCUUUUUUUUUUUACUUUUGUGUCUGUUCAUAGGACGUUCUCCUAAAGAAAUCAUUUGUCCACUUAAAAGUGAGAGCGUUGAAUCUUUGCAUCUUCUCUUUUGCGGGCCAUCCAUCGCCUCUGAGGCUCCAGCUCCAGAGACUGUGUGUGUGUGUGUGUGUGUGUGUGUGUGUGUGUGUACAUUGUUUCAUGUACAGCUACAAAAUCAGUUAUUCCAAACUGUUAUCUGUUGAGUUAAACAAUUGACGUAUGGUUCUUUCCUUUCAACUCCACAAACACCCCAAAAUGUCACCGACGACUUGGUGAACAGCUCCACCUGUAGUAGAAUAUCGUCCACGUCCUCCCUCACUGUAUCUUACGUGACGUGAACCUCUGUUGAAAAACCAGCAGCCUGUGCUUCAGUUAAACUUGAACAUUUUAUUUAAGGACAUUUACUUUUAUUUGACGACAGUAUACAAUUGCUUUAUCUUGCACAUUUGAGAAAUGUAACUUAAUGUUGAACUGUACUGAUGUAUAUAAAUGUUAAUUUUUUUUUUGUCUGUAAAUGGGGGAAAAAUAAUGGAACUGAGUAACAGGUAUGAGGUUUCACUUUGUAAUUUAAAAGCUGAGUUGAUCAGAGGAACAUAUCACCGUCGUUGGUCUAUACAACCGUUAAAUUAAGACACAGGAGUGGAUGUGAGUUCAUUCUGUCCUUUAAACCUUGUAGAUUUUAAAACUGAUAUUUUUACUUCAUAUUGAUCAUGCUAAGUGUAAUUGAAUGAAAUGUUUAUAAUUACACAGUUUAAUAUGAAAAUAAAUGCAAAUGAACUUCUAA
Molecule: messenger RNA, 7174 nt
Organism: Solea senegalensis (Senegalese sole)
Lineage: Eukaryota; Metazoa; Chordata; Actinopteri; Pleuronectiformes; Soleidae
Gene: lmtk2
Product: lemur tyrosine kinase 2
Exons: 14
Coding region: 430-5031 (1533 amino acids)
Biological process (GO): protein phosphorylation
Molecular function (GO): ATP binding; protein kinase activity
Source: RefSeq, a predicted model, not a curated record